Molecule: messenger RNA, 1432 nt
Organism: Cinara cedri
Lineage: Eukaryota; Metazoa; Arthropoda; Insecta; Hemiptera; Aphididae
Source: the annotation of a GenBank genome assembly
AUGAAUACAAAAAUGGUAAUAAUUGUAUAAUAUAUUAUAAUCUAAGUACCUAUUUAUUUUGUAUUAAUGAUAGUUUAAAUUAUUUUUACCAUUCAUAGACUCACCCAACACCCAAUAUGACUCCCGAACAGCUACACAAUCUUUUGCCAUAUAAAAAGUCUGAAGACCCGGUUCAUUUUUACCUGCCAGAUAAUUUUGUUCCUGGUUCUAUUGCGUUUGCCAAUUUUCCUGUCAAACCCAACAUACGUAAAGUAAGUUGACCUUUUUGUUAAAAUGACCUAGGUUGUACUAUUGACUUAUUUACCUACUUUCAAUGAUGUAGUUAUUACCUACCUUUUCUGAAGAAUUAAUUGUUUUCUCUUGGAAAUUAAUAAUGUGAUAAAAAAAACUCUGUAGUAAAUAUGAAAAAUGUAUCAGGUUUUAAAAUAAAUUUUGAAUGGAAAUACUUACCAUUACAUAUACUUGUUCAUUGUGAAUUUUACAUUAUUUUACUUUAUUUAAAUGGUUACUUAAUCAUUUUCCUAUGUCUAAGUUUGCUUACCACGUUCUUAUUUUCAGCCACAGACGAAUAGACCUUAUAAAAGGCCACAUCAAUCUAACUGGACUCAAAGUGAAGCAAAAAGGAUUUAUGUGAAAAAAACUGUAAACUUAUAUCAUUGGACACAGCCAGGACUACCCGCUGACUUUGUCCGUAAAAUUGUUUCAGAUAGUUGGGACAACAUGUCUGAAGAGGAAAAACAAAUUUAUGAAAAACAGGUAUGUAAAUAAAACCUUUUUUAUUUUGUUUCUUUUCCAAAAAAUGUUCUGUUUAUAAACAUUUAAAUAAAUAUUGAACAGUUUGAACUUCUUUGUUUACAUGCAGUCGAUUAAUUUAAUUGUAAUUAUUUUUUUUUAUGUAUGCAUAUAUAUAUAUAUUAUGUUAGCUAGGAAAUAAUUGUUUUUUUUUUUUUCAUAAAUAGCUAGGUUUUAAGUAUCUAUAUUACCUAUAAUAAUUUAAAAUGUUCUCACUCAUUAAAUAUAAAUAAAUAAAUGAAUGUGUACAUGUAGGUAUAUGAUUGUUUUUAUAUUGUUAUAUAAGUGGUAUAAUAAUUGUUAAUAUUUAGAAAUAAAUUAUUUAGAGAAUCAUAGCUUAUUGACUUAAGUUUCUCUAAUACUAUACCUAAUUUAUGUUUGCAUAAUUAAUGUUUUGAAUGAUAUGUAUGGCAUUUAUUUUGGUGCCUAAUCUAGACAAAUCUAUACGUGCUAACUACCUAGGUAUCUACCUAUCUACUUGCUUAUAUAUUAAUUAUAAUAGUUAUUAUGUAAAUUUAAUAUAUUUAUUUGUAUGCAGGCAAAUGGUGAAUAUGGGCCAUUGAUGAUACAUCCACAUUUGUCACUAAUGUAUCAAUGUGGUCAGUUGGGAAAAUGUAAUGACCAAUCAAAUUCGUCAUAA